GUCGAGCGUCAUUUUUUGUGUAACCGUGGCGCCAAAGCUAAAUUCCCCAAACAACAACAACAACACAAUAGGUCUCCGGAAUAAUUUGGGCUGAGGGCGGGCUGACAUGGAUACGGAGGACAACGUCCGCGUGACUCUCCGCAACUUACUCAACUCCGUCGAGUGCAUCUCGGCUCGAGUCCGAGACGGAGAAGCCAACGAGUCGGACGGAGACUUCAACCUCUCCAACUUUUGGGAGACUUUGAACCAGGCGGCGAAAGCAGUAUCUCAGGAAGCCACCAAACUCUGCCUGGCCUUCUCCAAGCCUCCGCUGCCGUCACAGCAAGAUGUAGAGCAGCUGGCCAACUCUGUCCUCAAGAGUGUCCUCAGCCUCUCCACUGUUUAUUACUGGCUUCCCAAUAGCAGAGGCGUCACUCUGCGUCAGCAAGUCCGAGACGCCGUCGUGCAGGCCCUGGAGGGCCUGACGCAGCUUCUGGAGGUCAUACUGACUUCACCGCUACAGAGUCUGACUCAGGCGCAGUUGACGUCUACGGGAGGGGUGUGGUCAGCAUGUGACCGCUUCACCCGCCUACCACAAGACAAUAAGGCUGCAGCGGUGCUGGUCCUAAGCGGUCAGAGCGGCAUCGUCAAAGACGCCAUCGAGGAGUUAGAGCAGGCGCUGUUGGAGGCCCACGACCCGUCGGGCGACGCCCCCGAUCAGCAGGAGGAUGGCGAGGAGCCGCACGCUAACCAGGACGCGUACUGGUCGGUGCGGGACCGCUGCGUGGUGGCCGCCUGCCAGGGGAUGAUGAAGGUCGCCGCCGCCUGCCUGAGGAAAACCACGGCGGCCGUCAGGACCCGCGGGGACGCCGAUGCGCCGCAGAGGGUGGAGCAGUUGGAUCGCCUGCUCGAAGCCAUCAAGGAAAUCAGCCCAGGGUUCGUGUGCAAACUGACCAACGCACAAACACCCACGCGCACACGCCACCUACUCAUCUGGAAGAAUAUCUUCCUUCCCAAGCACAUAUUUGGGAAGGUCAUAUUUGCUAUUGUUUGGAAUGCAACAACACCCAAGCUUGGCAGCGGCACUCAAGUGACGAAGAAAAAUGCUUUUCGCUAGAUAGCUUUCUAGUUUUCACACGGCAAGUUGUAAUUAAAGACUACAACAUGCAUGACCGCUUAGGCACUGGCCCAGGCCAGGUAAGAAGUCAGCCAAGCACACUGUGUACAGGUGUGAAGAAACAAGCAGAUAUUUGGGUGUGUUUGGGAACACUGCCAGAUGCUUCCGGCUCCAUCCAUCUCACAAGUUUUGCCCGCAAACAGAAUUGGGCUUUGUCGAGCUGUCGUCUUCCUGUCUGUCGCCCCCAAACCAGGUCCAGUCACAUCUGUGGUGAAGCAGAGCUGACCUGGCUUCAGUUCUUGGACCAGGCCGUGGACCACAACCUGCAAAAAGCCAAAGAUCUCCUUUGGCUGGACAGCUAGUGUGCGCAUGUGUGUGUGUGUGCCUGGGAGUUAUGCUUGUGUAUUAUAUUCGGGUUUGUGUGUGUGUUUUUGUGUGCUUGCGCGCGUCCCAUUUCAACUCUGGAUGGACAACAGAGUGGAAGAGAUCAAUCGUUAUCAGCUGCUACACAGCCCUUGAGAUUCUCAGGUCUCCUAAAUAAAUUGAUGUUGGAAACUUCA
Syngnathus acus (greater pipefish) is the source of this 1656-nucleotide messenger RNA. RefSeq names its product cyclin D-type binding-protein 1 (gene ccndbp1). The record is from RefSeq and is a predicted model, not a curated record. The transcript is spliced from 9 exons. Bases 107 to 1096 code for a protein of 329 amino acids. Gene Ontology annotation, cellular component: nucleus. Lineage: Eukaryota; Metazoa; Chordata; Actinopteri; Syngnathiformes; Syngnathidae. Gene Ontology annotation, biological process: regulation of cell cycle.